GCUAAUUUCAGCAUUGUGCGAUGGUAUUGCGAGAGUAAGCUGGCCGGGCUCCAGAGUGUACUAAAAGAAGAGAGGCCAAAUGGCCAAGGAGUUCCAAUUUAACUGGCGCCCCAAUGUGCCUAGUUUACUCCAACAUGGCUCCAUUUUCGAUCGCUACGAUGACGAGAGCAUUUGCUUGGAGACUAAUGCCCAUGUCAAAGUCGAUGAAUACGGGUUCUUUCUUUACUGGCUCAUAGAAGCUAGAGAUGCAGUCGUCUUGGACAUGGGGCAGGUCUGGGAGGCGCGCCCCGCUGGGCUACCCAAAGAUGGACGAGUACUUUUUGAACUUGAGCAACGGGGUCCUCGAGAGACACUCGAGGAAAGAACAAUAUGGAUUACACAUGGUCAAGAUCUCGUCAAUGUUCAGAGUUUUUACCUUGUAGCUGAGACGGUUGAAAUUGCCAAGGCGUGGCGGAUAGGGAUAAAUGAAAUUUUGAAAAACUGCAAAACUCGCCAUGUUUGUCCCACGACCAAUCUUCUCAGAUACUGGAAGUGGUUAACUCUAAGUGUGAACGAUCGGCGGAAAAUACCCAUAAAGCUUCUCGUCAAAACUUUCGCUUCUGGCAAACCCGAAAAGAUGGUACUCAAAUGCCUAAGCGAUCUUGGUCUCUGUGGAGAUAAGUACACGGUUCCGCGAGUGAUGAAUCGUUCGAUGGGCAAGAAGAUCAGCAACAUCUACAAAUGCAGUAACAGUCGGAAGAAGAAGGAGCGAGAAGAAUUAGAUGUGGAAAUACUGACUUUUGAGAAGUUUAUUCGACUCUACAACAAGAUUUGUCCGCGUUCCGAAGUUCAGGAGCUGUUUGUCAAAUUGAGCGGGCAGAAAGAGUAUCUUACACGAGAUCGAUUGACUAACUUCCUAAAUGAGGAGCAAAGGGAUCCCAGGCUAAAUGAAAUACUUUUUCCCUUUUUCGACAACACCAAGACACAAGUACUCAUAGGCAAGUAUGAGCAAGACAACAACUAUAUAGAAAAUGGAAAAAUGUCUGGAGACGCGUUUCUUCGUUUCUUGAUGUCUGAUGAGAAUUCACCCGUGUUCUUGGAUCGAAUUGACAUGCACCAGGAUAUGGAUCAACCGCUCUGUCACUACUACAUUAAUAGUUCACAUAAUACGUAUUUGACGGGUCGUCAGUAUGGAGGGAAAUCUUCCUCUGAAAUUUACCGACAAGUUUUAUUGUCGGGUUGCCGCUGUAUUGAGCUAGAUUGUUGGGACGGAACGGGAGAAAAUAAGGGAGAACCGAUUAUCACACACGGGAAAGCGAUGUGCACAGAUGUCUUCUUCAAGGAUGUACUUUAUCAAAUACGGGACACGGCAUUUGCUCGGUCGGAAUAUCCUGUCAUUCUCUCCUUCGAAAACCAUUGCUCCAAAUCAAAUCAGCUGAAAAUGGCCAAGUACUGCAUGGACAUAUUUGGCGACUUGUUGCUGAGUAAACCGCUGGAAGACUACCCCUUGGAACCUGGAGUUCCUCUUCCAUCUCCGAAUCGUUUGCGAAGGAAAAUUCUGAUCAAAAAUAAAAGACUGAAACCGGAGACAGAAAAACAUCAGCUGGAACAAUUUCUGCGCGAGGGAAAGCUGGAUGAGGAAGACGAGAUAGCUGAAACUCCCGAAGUUGUCGGCGAGGAUUCCGUAUCACCGCCUGGUGAUCAACGUGCCCAUCCGGAAGUCGAAGCCCCACCAGUAAUAUCCUGCCCUGUUAUCAAACCGCCUACUUUGGGCGAAACACCUCCCCCGUAUAAGGAACCCGACGAGGCACAUCCGGAGUUAAAGCAGAAUUUCAUUUCCAAGAAUUUGAAAUCGCUUGGGUUCACCAAGAAACAGCCGAUUUUGACAAAGGAGGAAGAAGAGCGCAUAUUUAUGGAGUAUCACUACACCGGAGCAACAACGAAUAUCCAUCCACUGCUAUCCUCGCUCAUUAACUACACCCAUCCAGUCAAAUUUAGCGGGUUUGAUGUUGCCGAAGCCAACAAUAUGCACUACCAUAUGUCAUCGUUUGCUGAAAGUACCGGUCUUGGGCAUUUGAAGCAGAACGCUCCCGAGUUUGUCAACUACAACAAGCGGCAGCUUAGCAGGAUAUACCCAAAGGGCGCAAGGAUGGAUUCGAGUAACUUCUUGCCACAGAUUUUCUGGAAUGCCGGUUGUCAAAUGGUGGCAUUGAACUUUCAAACUCCUGAUGUAUCAAUGCAGCUGAAUAUGGGAAAGUUCGAGUACAAUGGAGGUUGCGGGUUCUUGUUGAAGCCAGAUUUUAUGCGUCGUCCCGACCGAACAUUCGAUCCAUUUUCAGAGUCACCGGUGGAUGGUGUGAUAGCAGCUCAUUGUAGCGUGCGGGUAAUCUCGGGACAGUUCCUCACCGACAGAAAGAUUGGUACAUAUGUGGAAGUAGAGAUGUACGGCCUCCCGACCGAUACCGUUAGAAAAGAGCACAGGACAAGGACUAUUCCUGCUAACGGCUUGAAUCCUGUUUAUGCUGAAGCUCCAUUUGUAUUUAGAAAGGUAGUGCUUCCGGAACUGGCAGUUUUGAGAUUUGCCGUAUAUGAUGAGAAUGGUAAACAACUCGGACAACGCAUUCUUCCACUAGAUGGUUUGCAGGCUGGUUAUCGUCACAUAUCACUCAGAUCCGAUACAAAUCAAACUAUGGUGCUCUCGCCCACUCUAUUUGUACACAUUGUUAUCAAGACGUAUGUUCCUGAUGAACUUAGUGGCCUUGUGGAUGCACUUGCUGAUCCAAGAGCUUAUCUCUCGGAGCAAAGGAAGCGGGAAGAAGCUCUGGCUCAUAUGGGAGUGGACGACAGUGAUAUCGUCGAGAUCCCUGCGAAGAAUAGUGCCGCGAAGAACAAAGUGUUGCAGAAAACAAACGGAUCCGCUGCUAAUUUGCUCAAUGAUAGAGAGAAUCCUCCAUCAUCAGCGCGGUCUGAUGGCAACGCGGUUGCAACUUCGAAGGUAAACAACGAGGCACCUCCUGUUGAUAAAUUCAAGGUUGAGCCGAUCGAAGUGGACGACUUGAAGAAGGACAAGGCGUUUAUCAAACUCCUCAAGAAGUUCCAGAAGGAAAGCGAUGACCUAAAAAAGAAACAUCAGAAGCAGCGCGACAGCAUUCAGAAGCAGCAGCAAACAAACGUGGACAAGUUGAUAACAAACAACCGUCGAUCCACGAGAAAGGAGAAAGGAGGCAGGCGACUGGCAAGCGAGAAUCUUGAUUCGGCCAGUGCUAGCAGCAUGGCGAACAGUGAUCGAGUACGCUCACUUGUUAAUGUACAAACAGACGAAUGGUCUGCAAUGAUGCGACGACAUGAGGCGGAAGAGUUCGAGUUGCGGAAAUCUCAACUACGUGAGGAAACCGAAAUGCUCAGAAAACUUCUGCUUGAGGCGCAGAAGGUGCAAAUGCAGGGUCUGAAGCUGCGGCUGGAAACUGAGUCAAAAGAGCUGAAGCAGACGCAAACAAAGAAGAGUAUGGAAGACGCUAAAGUUUUGAACCUCGACAAGGGAAUCAAGACAAAAGCGGAACGAGAACGUCGGUUGAAAGAGUUGCACGAGAAGAACCUGAAGAUGUUUGUGGAAGAACGGAAACGACUGGCAAAGAAAGGAGAAAAGCACGAGGAACAGCUUGCAAAACAGAAGAUCAGCUGUCCUCCAAGCCAGCCUCUUUGGUCUGACAAGAAGUUCCUAUAUCAAGUGCACAUUGUCUGUGAUUCUCGAAGAUCGGCAUCAAAUGCUCACUGUCGUAUGGUCUCUCCUUGUUUGUGUCGGUUUAUCAUGUAGUUUUUAUCAUCGCCUACUUAUCUCGGAACAGUCACAUCAUUGUCGCAACUAUUGCAUUUUUCUCCUAGGUAAGCAUGUUGCAAAUGCAAUGAUUGCGGUUUAUCUAGAUCGUUUCGCUUGUUGAUUCGUUGUGAUAUGUGUAGCUACAGAUGACUAAGGCUGGUACACUGCAUAGCCAUUCAGACACUUCUUGUGUCUGUUUUUCUUUCUUUUUUCCUCUCAUUUUCCUCUUUCCUGUACGUUGGUGUGUACGUUUAUCAUCUCCUACACUGCUUCAAGCGCUCGUGAUUAGCCAAAUUUUGCCCUAUCCGGUAUACGUUCCUGUGACAAUGUUUUGUUCUCUCAAUGUUGAUUCCAUCAUUUUCUUUUUUUUAUUGAUAUUCCUUGACGGGAUCUUCACUUCUCCAGUCUCCAAUCAUCCCAGCCAUCAUUCCAUAAUUUAGGUGAUUAUUAAGCUACUUAAUAGCGUUGCUGUUUCUCAUCGUAACAGUAUUCAAUUUUUUGAUCGUGUUCAUUAUGAUUGAUGAGAUUGUUCAUAGAAUUCUAUGAACGCUAUUGAAACGGUUAAAUAUCUAUAAAUCACUAUGUAUUUUAUGACCAUUCGCAGAGAUAUGUAUCUAGCUCCAAGCACAAUCUCGGAAC
Cylicocyclus nassatus is the source of this 4435-nucleotide messenger RNA. The record is from the annotation of a GenBank genome assembly. Lineage: Eukaryota; Metazoa; Nematoda; Chromadorea; Rhabditida; Strongylidae.